Molecule: messenger RNA, 2046 nt
Organism: Linum tenue
Lineage: Eukaryota; Viridiplantae; Streptophyta; Magnoliopsida; Malpighiales; Linaceae
Source: the annotation of a GenBank genome assembly
AUGCUGGUAUCGGGAAAAGCUCAAAGCAGCUUUCUUUAUGGGAAACUCAUUAAUUUUUAUGCACAGCUUGGUCCCAUCUCAUUUGUGGAAGACAUUUUCAAAAAGAGCCCAAGAUCGGAUGUCUAUUUGUGGAAUACUAUGGUAUCUGCUUUUGUUCGACGUGGUCACUUCCAUGAAGCGGUAGACUGUUUCCACCAGCUUCUACUGACCUCUGGUGUGCGACCUGAUUUCUAUACCUUCCCUCCAGUGCUGAAAGCCUGCAGAAAUCUAUUUGAUGGAAUGAAGGUUCAUUGCUCCAUCUUGAAGCUUGGCUUUGAGUGGGAUGUCUUUGUGGCUGCUUCCUUAAUACACUUGUAUUCAAGGUUUGGGGUUGUGGAAUGUGCUUGCAGAUUGUUUCACAAUAUGCCAUACAGAGAUAGUGGUUCAUGGAAUGCCAUGAUUUCUGGGUAUGGAAAAUUUGGCAGGUUAGGUGAUGCAAGGAGAGUUUUUGAGCAGAUGGUUAUCAAAGAUAUUGUCUCAUGGAAUUCUAUAAUUGCUGCAUAUGAACAACAUGGUGAACCCAUCGAUGCUCGUUUACUAUUUGACAAUAUGCAACAAUUGGGAAUCCAACCUGAUGCAUUUACACUUGUUAGUUUGGCUUCUAUUGUUUCUCAAUUGAGUGAUCACAGGAGUGGCAAGUCCCUACAUGGAUUUUUACUCAGGAAGGGAUAUUUUUCCGAUGCUGUUAUUACUGGAAGUGCAGUGGUGGACAUGUAUGCCAAAAUGGGUACCACAGAAUACGCAAGAGCUGUCUUUGAAGGACUCCCUAUUAAAGACGUGGUUACGUGGAACAGUUUAAUUACUGGUUAUGCUCAGAAUGGUUUAGCAAACGAAGCAAGCAAUAUAUUCCAUAUGAUGGAAGAGUCGAAAGAUAUAUCCCCAAGCCAAGGUACAUGGGUUAGCAUAUUACCUGCUUACUCACAGCUAGGUGCCUUGGGGCAGGGGAUGCUAAUUCAUGCUCGGGUUAUAAAAGACUCCAUGUGGUCAGAUAUUUAUGUUGGAACAUGCCUUGUUGACCUGUAUGGAAAGUGUGGUAGAUUGGAUGAUGCUGUGUCUUUAUUUGAUGAAGUGCCUAGGCAAAGCUCUGUUCCUUGGAAUGCCAUAAUAUCUUGUCACGGAGUUCAUGGACAUGGCGAGAGAGCUCUUGAAUUCUUUCGAGAAAUGCUUGAUGGAGAAGUGAAGCCAGAUCACGUGACAUUUGUUUCUCUACUGUCAGCUUGUAGUCAUUCAGGUCUGGUAAGCGAUGGGGAGUGGUGCUUCUGUUUGAUGCAGGAAAAUUUUGGAAUUAAGCCUAUUUUGAAGCAUUACGGUUGCAUGGUAGAUUUGUAUGGCAGAGCUGGUCUCUUGGACGUGGCGUUCGAGUUUAUUAAAAGCAUGCCAAUGAAGCCUGAUGGAUCCAUCUGGGGUGCUUUGAUCAGUGCUUGCAGGAUUCAUAGGAAUGUUGAGCUGGGUAAAUAUGCUUCGGAUCGCUUGUUCGAAGUCGACUCGGAAAAUGUUGGGUACUAUGUUCUACUGUCGAAUAUGUAUGCGAACGCUGGGAAAUGGGAAGGAGUUAAUGAUGUGAGGUCUUUGGCUAGAGGAAUGGGGUUGAAGAAGACUCCCGGAUGGAGCUCGAUUGAAGUAGACAAGAAGGUCAAUGUGUUCUACACAGGGAACCAGACCCAUACACAGUGUAAUGAAAUAUACAAGGAGCUGAAGGAAUUGUGUGAGAAAAUAAAGGCCAAGGGUUAUGUUCCCGACUUUGGUUUCGUGUUGCAGGAUGUCGAGGACGAUGAGAAGGAGCAUAUCCUCAUGAGUCAUAGUGAGAGGUUGGCGAUUGCAUAUGGAAUAAUCAGCACUCCACCCAAAAGCUCCCUUAGGAUCUUCAAAAACUUGCGAGUCUGUGGAGAUUGCCAUAGUGCGAUUAAGUGUAUAUCCGAUAUCACAGGUAGGGAAAUUGUUGUCAGGGAUUCCAACCGUUUCCAUCAUUUCAAGGAUGGAAGUUGUUCCUGUGGGGAUUACUGGUGA